Molecule: messenger RNA, 3791 nt
Organism: Erpetoichthys calabaricus (reedfish)
Lineage: Eukaryota; Metazoa; Chordata; Cladistia; Polypteriformes; Polypteridae
Gene: dync1i1a
Product: cytoplasmic dynein 1 intermediate chain 1
Exons: 18
Coding region: 465-2402 (645 amino acids)
Biological process (GO): transport along microtubule
Cellular component (GO): cytoplasmic dynein complex
Molecular function (GO): dynein light chain binding; dynein heavy chain binding
Source: RefSeq, a predicted model, not a curated record
AGUGCGUGCGUUAGGCUGUUAGUCACCAAUCGCUUUUCUGGGGGCUGACGUAUUGUAGUCAGCAGAGACUCGAAUAGGGGGAUUUGGAGAGAGACGGAGAAUAAAAUGGAUUUUGAGGGUGGGAUUUCCUGUAUAUCACAAUAGUGUAGCCGGUAGCUCUCAGAUCUUGGAGAACUGCUGUCUCAAACCUUAAAAAGCAGCGUACCCACAGGUACUGUAAUUAUGGACGAAUCCCGGUUCAUACGGACAGACAAUAAAGCGUCUGCUCAGUAGGGAAAGGAGUCUGGACGGUUUUGUAAAUGAGCAUCGUUUUCUUUGCAGAUCACCGCAGAGGGAGGAGCGGCCGAACGUGAUACUGCAGAUUAUAUACCGGAGUGAGAGUGUCCGAACCAGAGACGAGACCAUUUCUUAACAGGCUAUAGACAGACUCAGAGCACCUGCCACACUGCACUUAAGACAGGAAAAUGUCAGACAAAAGUGAUCUUAAGGCAGAACUGGAGCGCAAAAAGCAAAGACUUGCCCAGAUACGGGAAGAGAAGAAGAGAAAAGAAGAAGAAAGAAAAAAGAAAGAAUCUGACAUGCAGCAAAAAACUGAGUCAGUCCAAGAAGAUUCAGACCUGGAUCGCAAGCGGCGAGAGACAGAAGCAUUGCUGCAAAGUAUUGGAAUAUCUCCGGAGCCUCCAUUAGUGCAGCCGCUGCAUUUGUUAACAUGGGAUACCUGUUAUUUUCAUUAUUUAGUCCCAACCCCUAUGUCUCCUUCUUCGAAAUCACUGAGCACACCCAGUGAAGCAGGCAGCCAGGAUUCCAUGGAAUGUGGACCACUUGGAAGGACCCUGCAGUGGGACACUGACCCUUCUGUUCUACAGCUGCAAUCUGACUCUGAACUUGGUCGUAGACUUCACCGCCUGGGAGCAUCGAAAAUUACUCAGGUUGACUUCUUACCCAGGGAGGUGGUGACCUAUUCCAAAGAGACCCAGACACCCCUGGCUGCCCAUCAGUCUGAAGAAGAUGAAGACGAUGAAGAGAUCACUGAACCAAAACCACUUCCAGAAUCUGAGCAGGAAAAUGAAAAGCAAGAGCAGGAGACCAAGGAAGCUCACCCAAGGGAGCUGACUGAAGAAGAGAAACAGCAAAUUCUCCAUUCAGAAGAGUUUCUCAUAUUUUUUGAUCACACAAGUCGUAUUAUGGAGAGAGCACUAGCUGAAGACUCGGACAUCUUCUUUGACUACAGUGGUCGGGAUUUAGAGGAGAAGGAGGGCGACAUCCAAGAUGGUGCCAAUCUAUCUUUUAAUCGUCUUUUCUAUGAUGAACACUGGUCAAAGCAUCGUGUUGUUACUUGUUUAGACUGGUCUCCACAGUAUCCUGAACUAAUGGUUGCUUCAUACAACAACAAUGAAGAUAUGCCACAUGAACCUGAUGGAAUUGCACUAGUGUGGAACAUGAAAUUCAAGAAGACUACGCCAGAGUAUAUAUUUCACUGUCAGUCCUCUGUAAUGUCCGUUUGCUUUGCUCGAUUUCAUCCAAAUCUCGUUGUUGGGGGAACAUACUCAGGACAGAUAGUCCUAUGGGACAACCGCAGCCACAGAAGGACACCAGUGCAGCGAACUCCACUGUCUGCUGCUGCCCAUACACAUCCAGUGUACUGUGUGAAUGUCGUUGGGACACAGAAUGCAAAUAAUCUGAUAACAGUUUCAACUGAUGGCAAAAUGUGCUCUUGGAGCCUGGACAUGCUAUCCCAGCCACAGGAAAGCAUGGAGUUGGUAUAUAACAAAUCGAAGCCAGUGGCUGUGACAGGGAUGGCAUUUCCAACAGGAGACGUUAACAACUAUGUGGUUGGGAGUGAAGAAGGCACAGUAUACACCGCCUGUCGACAUGGGAGUAAGGCUGGCAUUGGUGAAAUGUUUGAAGGUCACCAGGGUCCUGUCACUGGUAUUAACUGCCAUAUGGCUGUAGGCCCAAUUGACUUUUCACAUCUCUUCGUUACUUCAUCUUUUGACUGGACUGUGAAGCUGUGGACCACAAAGCACAACAAGCCGCUGUACUCCUUUGAAGACAACGCUGACUAUGUCUACGACGUCAUGUGGUCGCCAGUGCAUCCUGCACUUUUUGCCUGUGUGGAUGGAAUGGGCCGCUUGGAUCUCUGGAACCUGAAUAAUGACACUGAGGUGCCAACGGCUAGUGUGGCAAUUGAGGGGGCAUCUGCUCUAAACCGGGUGCGAUGGGCUGCUACAGGCAAAGAAGUUGCUGUUGGUGAUUCAGAGGGACGAGUCUGGAUCUAUGAUGUUGGCGAGCUUGCUGUUCCUCACACCGACGACUGGACACGCUUUGCAAGGACUCUGGUGGAGAUCCGCGCCAACCGUGCUGACACAGAAGAGGAAGGCCCAGUCGAGCUGGCAUCUUAAGGAGCGUUCGUCAGUCCUGCCAUUCAGCCAGCCUUCAUUACAUACACCCUUAGAUGUCUACGUAAUCUUCUCAUAGGCAUUAUAAUAACAUUAUUUCAUUAUGCUGUUUGUUUUUUUUUUCCCAGUGCAAAUGAUGGUAUUGUACUUUGUUUUCAUGUUGGAAAUAUUGUCUUCUCAAGUGUUGGGACCUAAAGGUGAUCAAUGUCAGCUGCUCGCCAUUACCCCCUACUCUGUGUACUGUAUGUGCAACAAAGCAACGCACCCUUCCUGUAUGUCAAGCUCCCAGUAUGUUCGAUGUGAAAAGUUUCAUCACAAACACAAAAACAGCAGAGUCAAGUUUUUACAGACAUUUGUGUAGAAGUGAGAGUCCCGCGCAGUACUGAAGAUUCAUUUUAGAACACAACAUAUCCACAAUGCAAUAAAAGUUCUUUCCCUUAUAGCAGAAGUGGCUAUCAGUACUUUCUGAACAUGGCAGUGUGAGGGUCUGCUGUUGGCAGUGCUUACCGAGUAUUUCAUUUCCUUUUAUGUUUUUAUUUGUUGUGUUGGCUUAGCGCCUGCCUACUAUGCCACAUUUUUGUUAGGAUUGCAUGCUCUUUGUCAGCUUGCACAUACAGCUAAUCUGCCAGGCUUGCACUUAACGCCGGAAGCAGAGGUUUGAAGAAGGCGGGAGCAGCAGGUGACUUGUCCGCUCUUUCCUGAUCUUUAGAGUGGCGCGGCUUCGCUGUGUGAUUCUGAAGAUAUUUUUGUUGUUGCUUAUGCCACCUGCUUAUCUUUUGUGUUCUGGUGGUUUCGUGUUUUUUGUUUUUUACGUCCUCCCUUUUAGUCUUUUUAUUAUGACAUUCAUUUUAUUUUUUAAACAUAUUACCUAUGUUCACUGCUUAUUCAGGUGGAAAAAACGCUUCUUAAUGUUUUUAUUAUCACAUUUUUAUUUUUAAAAUAAUUUACCUAUGUUCACUGCUUAUUCAAAUAUGUAGCAUUUUGUGAAAAAACAAUGGAUAUGUUGCGUUUUGCCAAAAUCGUAUCUUUUUCUGAAAAAUUUAUUUUUUAAUUUAUUUUUGAAAAACGAAAUAUUUCAGUAUAGAUUUAAAAACUGAUAUUGUCAGUAUUCUCCAUUGCACUUGAUCACAACAAGCCUUGUCGUAUUUUUUAGAGUGGCUAAAAUGGAUGCACAGUCCAACAUUUUGCGAUGAAACUCUUCAUAUGUUUGCCUCAUUUGAGGCAGAAACAGGACCUUUGAGUUUGGUGUUUCACAAGUUGAUUAUUUAUUAUUUCUUCCCGUACAGUAAUACGGGCAUGUUGCUAAUUUUGUGUAUGCCAGUGUCCUGCAUGAGGUACAGUAUAUAUAUAUAUAUGGAGAGUAUUAAAAUAAAUUUAUCUUAAAUCAAUGCA